Molecule: messenger RNA, 3429 nt
Organism: Centruroides sculpturatus (bark scorpion)
Lineage: Eukaryota; Metazoa; Arthropoda; Arachnida; Scorpiones; Buthidae
Product: hypoxia-inducible factor 1-alpha inhibitor-like
Exons: 4
Coding region: 1298-1756 (152 amino acids)
Biological process (GO): peptidyl-aspartic acid hydroxylation; negative regulation of Notch signaling pathway
Cellular component (GO): cytoplasm; nucleus
Molecular function (GO): [protein]-asparagine 3-dioxygenase activity; ankyrin repeat binding; peptidyl-histidine dioxygenase activity
Source: RefSeq, a predicted model, not a curated record
AAAUAUACGUAUUUUGGAAAUAUUGAGUCGAAUUAGUCUAGAAUUGAUUAAUUUUAUGGAAGAAAAACCUUUGAAAUAGCCAUAGUUCGUAAACUGCAUAUGUGCCGGGCUUUGAUUGGAUUAUGUAUUUAAGGACUUGUAGAAAAUGGAUCCAUAAAAACUGGAAUGUAUCUACCGUGUUAUAGGGGGAUCGACUAAUGUAAUGUAAUGUCUGGAGGUCUUAUGGUGAACCCCUCAAUCCUGUCUAUGCUUUAGAGCAGCAUACUACCCCAAAGCACUGUGAUGUUCUAGGAUACCAUCACAUACGAAAGCCAGUCACCUCUAAUAACAAUCCAAGGGACCAAUGUAAGUGAUAUCCUGCAGCCAUAUGUGUUGUCUCUUAUGGCAGGGUUCCCAAGAGCCAUUUUCCAACAGGACAUUGUUUGACCACACAUAGCACAUAUGUCGCAGGACUGUCUAUGCCACAUUGUCACACUUUUCUGGCCUGGCCUGCCCUGUCUCAAUUUGCCAUUGAUUGAACAUGUCUGGAUCAUUUUGGACACCAAGUUGAACAGCUUAGGUUCAACUUGGCUGAACUGAAUUAUUGACUGAUGCACUGACCCCCUGAACUCCAGAUAUCUGGAAUUCAAUUUCCUAGUAAACAAUGAAAUGUUAAUUGCUGCUCUGUGUCAACUCAGCUUUCAUUAUAAUAAGUACAGUACUUUCUCAGCAAUAAAAACAACUGGAAGGCAAUGCAAAAGACUGAAGAGUGACAACCAGCAAGAUUUUCAGUUUCAGUACCCGAUGCUGAUAUUGGCUGGUAUUGAUACUUUGACUGAUACUGAUACCGCUAUCAAUACCUCUGUGGUAUCGGGACAUUCUUACUAUUGACAUAUCAGUUCAAAUUAGUUGUUUUGUUUGUGAGUGACUUUCUAAAUAUUUUUGAAACAGUUGAAUUGCUUUUUGUUAUCAAUGACUCUAUUUUGCCAUUUUUAUAUAAACGGUAUUAAUAGUCAACAGUGAAUAUUUCAUGAACAGUUAAAUCCAUGUUGUUGAAUUACAGGCAGUUGGCCAUUUUAAUCACUUUAUUAUAUAAAAAAUGUAAGAUAUUUUCAAUGCUAUCAUUAUUUAAGGUAGGAAACAAAAUGCUAAUGAAAUGUUACUAAUAAUUUUCUACUUGACUUAAGUUUGAGAAUUGUCAUUUAUUAUUUUUUUAAUUAUUUUUUUAGGUAGUGUUACUCCUGCACAUUAUGAUGAACAACAAAACUUUUUUGCCCAGAUAUAUGGAUUUAAAAGAUUUAUAUUAUUUUGUCCCGAAAUGUAUGAAUGUUUAUAUCCUCAUCCGGUUUGGCAUCCACAUGAUAGACAAAGCCAGGUUGAUUUUGAUAAUCCUGAUUUUGAAAAAUUUCCAAGAUUCCAUGAAAUUAGAGGACAAGAUGCAAUUAUUGGUCCAGGAGAUGUUUUAUAUAUUCCUAUGUAUUGGUGGCAUCAUGUGGAAUCACUAUUACGUACAAAAUAUACUAUAUCUGUAAAUUUUUGGUAUAAGUCUGGACCAACUGGUAAAAUCAAAUAUCCUUUAAAUGGACAUCAAAAAAUGGCAAUUAUGAGAAAUAUAGAGAAAAUGCUUGUAGAAGCUUUAAAAGAUGUUAAUGAGCUGAAUGAAAAUGAAGUUGGAGACAAGGGGGAAACUGACAUGGAGGAUAAACAGACUGAGCCGAGGAAAAGCGACCAAUCUUUCUCCUCAAAUUUCUGGCUUUUUAAAGGAUCUGUCUGCUAAAUUCUUAAUUUAAUGGGUUAAUCAGUUUGACACUUCCGUUCUAUUUCUCACGCGAGUGUUGAUAGACUGAAACUUUCGGUUGUAUCUCACCACGAUAUUUUCUUUUCUGAUGGUUAAGAACUUUUCUUUAUGUCUUCAUUACUUUACAAGGCAACAAUUUUGCUUUUGAAGGAAUGCUACAUUUAUUUCUAAAUUUUGUUAUGUCUACAAGAGUCAAAGUCAAAGUUGGAUUUUUCCCAUCGGCAUUGCAAUCUGUUAGUUCAUGUCGAUUUGUGGCAUUGAGGCAAUUGGAAAAAAUUUGUAGACCUCUAAAUUCCCACUGUCCUGUGUCUGUCUGUCUGUCUUGUGACUUAGAGAAACCUCCACUUUUAGGGGUGAAAGGUUCUCAAGGGACUACUGCUCUGACAUAUAGAGAUAUUUUAUAACGCGAUCUUAAUUCUUUGAAGAAUACACAGUCUGAAAAGGAGUCCUCAUUACCAACGUAUACUGUUCUAGUUUACAAUGAUAAUAAAGAGAGCACAUUGGAAGAGACUAAGACACUGCUCACUAAUUCUUUUGAUCAAAGAUUGCAUAAGGUAAUUUACCAAGCGUAUUUGUAAGAUUAACAAGGGUGGAAUUGCUGUUGAUUUUCCUAUCAGAGAGGAGGCUGAAUACUUUCAGGAACAAUUAGACAAAAUAGAAGGAUUAAAGGAACGAAACGCAAGACGGCAUCUUCCUCUGAUGAAAGUGACUUCAGUCCCCAACUCAAUCACCAAAGAGGACCUAUUGGAAUAUCUGCUUGAACAGAAUUUUUUUUCACAGAAGUACAUGAUAGAGGAGUUUAAAAAGGUUUUAAACAUUUGAUUUUCAAUCAAACAGAGAAAUGAUGAGUUUUUAUCAUGGGUGUUAAAAAUGUCACCGGAGGUUAGGGCAAUGAUUAAAAAAAUAAGGAUAUCUUUAAGUUCAGUGGAAGACGUGCAAUGUUUAUGAUUUUUUUCCCUGUACGGCAGUGCUACAAAUGUCUUGCUUUUGGACAUUUGGCAGCAAGUUGCCCAUCACCGAAGAAAGUUUGUAGCCAUUGUGGUGAUGAUCAUUUGUUUAAGACAUGUACAAAGAAAAGUGGAAAGCCUAAAUGUGCUAAUUGUUUGAGGAGUUGCCUAGAUAAACAUAAACAUAACACACUGGACAAGGAGUGUCCACUUUACAUUAAAGCAAAAGCCUUAUAUAUUAAGACAGCUGAUUACUUAUCUUAAUGAUUAUGGAAUCCUUUACAUGGCACAAAUUGUUUAAUUCAUAGUGCUACCUCUGCUUCUUAGCACAACAACUGAUACAAGCAGAUCAUCAUUUGUGUUUGCUGACUGUAGGAAAUAUGUAAGCUUCAUGAUCUUUCUCUGUUUUUGGGUUUAAAGUGUUCGAAUUGAUACACUUACUAGCUGUGUGGACUUUGUUUUUUGACUUGUACACAUAUAUAUGGACUCGUGGGGUUCUCAAAUCUUUGUUUUACAAAUUUUCUGCACGGGAUAAAUGCUGUUAAACAACACUUAUUGUCAGAAUUUUUGUAUUUACUGCGACCUUCUUUUGCGAAAAUAUUCCUGCAGAUAGGUAAUCUGUUAUAUGAUGCAGCAAGCUGCUGCAUAUUUUAUUUGGGUCUUUUAUUGUCAUUGUGUUUUUAUUUUAUUUAUUUCUUUAUUUUA